CCAAUUCCACCUGAAGAAGAAAAGGAAAUAUCAUCACUUUUAGAGAGCAUUAAAAUUGAUGAUGAUAAAAUGACCGAUUUGACGGAAGAACAAAAGGAAACAUUAAAGAAGUUGAAACUUUAUCAGAAAGAGUACUACGAUUACGAAUCAAAAUUUGAAUAUGAGUUAUUUUUACUGAGACAGAAAUAUCAUGAUUUAUAUGGUCCUAUUUAUGACAAGAGAAGAGAAGCUUUAGUAGGUAAUGGUGAAGCAAAGAUUGGUACACCUAAUUUGCCAGAGUUUUGGUUAAGAGCAUUAAGAAAUAAUAACACUGUGAGUCAUGUUAUUGAAGAUCAUGAUGAAGAGAUAUUAGUAUAUUUGAAUGAUAUAAGAUGUGAUUAUAUAAAAAAGAAUAAAGAAAAGAAGGAAGGUUUUAUUUUAUCAUUUUAUUUUGCAACAAAUCCUUUUUUUAGUAAUUCGGUAUUAACAAAAACAUAUCAUAUGAAAUGUGUCGAUUGUGAUAACGAGCCAGUGUUAUUACAUACAGAAGCCACAGUAAUUGAUUGGUAUGACAACAAAAACAUAUUAAAGAAAAAUGUGGUGAAAAAGCAACAUAAUAAAAAUUCGAGAGAAGUGAAAACAGUUCAACAAACAGUAAAUAGAGAUAGUUUCUUUCACUUUUUCACUAGUCAUAAGGUACCUAAUUCUAAUGUUAUUAAACAAUUAAGUAAACAUGAAGUUGCUCAAUUAGAAAUGAUAAUAGAAGGAGAUUAUGAAGUCGCCUUAACAAUUAAGGAAAGAAUUAUUCCUUAUGCAGUUGAUUAUUAUCUUGGUAUUAUUAUUGAGAGUGAGAGCAAUAGUAUUGUUAGUGAUGUCGAUAGUAGUUAUAGUAGUAGCGAAAAUAAUAGUAACUAUAAUAGUUAUGAAAGUAAUAAUAGUGCAUACAAUGAUGAAAAUAGUAAUGUAGAUACAAAUGAAUAUGAUGAUAAUGAGGAAGAAGAAGAAGGAGCAAAGAGUAACGAGGAUCCUCUUACUUCUUAA
Molecule: messenger RNA, 1020 nt
Organism: Plasmodium gaboni
Lineage: Eukaryota; Apicomplexa; Aconoidasida; Haemosporida; Plasmodiidae
Product: nucleosome assembly protein
Exons: 2
Biological process (GO): nucleosome assembly
Cellular component (GO): nucleus; chromatin
Molecular function (GO): histone binding; chromatin binding
Source: RefSeq, a predicted model, not a curated record